Messenger RNA from Nyctereutes procyonoides (raccoon dog), 4597 nucleotides. It is a transcript of the gene LYSET, whose product is annotated as lysosomal enzyme trafficking factor. The record is from RefSeq and is a predicted model, not a curated record. The coding region runs from base 210 to 701 and encodes 163 amino acids. The transcript has 2 exons. Lineage: Eukaryota; Metazoa; Chordata; Mammalia; Carnivora; Canidae.
GGCCCGCGGGGGGGCUGGGGAGCCUCCGGGCCCGGCCCGCUGACACGGCUGGGGCUCCGGCCGCCGCCACAGGGGCCGGGCCGCCGCGUGACUGGCGCGGUCACGCUGUGCUUAAUCACAAUUAGCUCGUGCUCCGGGCCGGCCGGCCGCGCUCCCGUGUCUCCCAGCCGGUGACCCCGGGGAUUUCUCUUAGGGUGGCUUUCUCUGAAAUGCCAAAACCACCCGAUUAUUCAGAACUGAGUGACUCUUUAACGCUUGCCGUGGGGACAGGAAGAUUUUCGGGACCACUGCACAGAGCAUGGAGAAUGAUGAACUUCCGCCAGAGGAUGGGAUGGAUUGGAGUGGGAUUGUAUUUGUUAGCAAGCGCAGGAGCGUUUUACUAUGUUUUUGAAAUCAAUGAGACUUACAACAGGCUGGCCUUGGAACACAUUCAGCAGCACCCGGAGGAGCCCCUUGAAGGAACCACAUGGACACACUCCUUGAAAGCUCGCUUACUCUCCCUGCCUUUUUGGUUUUGGACAGUUAUUUUUCUGAUACCUUACUUACAAAUGUUUUUGUUCCUUUAUUCUUGUACGAGAGCUGACCCCAAAACAGUGGGCUACUGUAUUAUCCCCAUAUGCUUGGCAGUUAUUUGCAAUCGCCACCAGGCAUUUGUCAAGGCUUCUAAUCAGAUCAGCAGACUACAACUGAUUGACACGUAAAAUCAGUCACCAUUUUUUCAUUACAGUUAAAAAACUGCCAGUACCAUAUGGAGCCCGAUCACAAGACUGCAGUUUCUUUGCAGACCUCAGGAAGUUGUGGUGGGACAGCGGCUUUCUAAAAAGUGUGACUAGGGGGCUGUCUUUAUCUGAAUAAUAAUGAAUUUUUAAGUGAAGCCCGAGAUACAGUACUACAAAAUCAUGUUGAUGACUUCAGAUUUUGGAAGUAAAAUCGUGUCUGUUAUUUGCAUUCUUUAGAAACUUGAAUAAGUACCUGAACUCCUAUUUUUAUUCUACUGUGCAACAUAGUGAUGAUUCAGAAAUUUUUCCUAUGGGGAAAAAUGAAUAUGAACAUUUCCAUUGUGCUUAAUGUAAAAAGGUCCAAACAUGGUCAUAAAAUUUAAAUUUUAUACAAUUACUUGGCUUGCUUUAAAAUUCUUCAGGCUAAAACACCACUUCAACCUGUUGUAACUAGGCCAACUAUUUAUGCUUGCUUACUGUCAGUUUGUGAGAAAUUGGUAUAAAAUUAUUGAGGUGAUGGCUGUCUUGAUAAGCAAAGUUUGUGCUUCCUACUGGCACUAUCAGCAUUAUUAAUGCUACUAGUUUGAUUACUUGGGAAGAAAGUAAAUGUUUUUAAGUUGAGAAAUCUUACACGGAGAAGAUGGAAACGAGGUAUUCAGUUAAAAUAUUUAGUCUGGUCCUUGUCAGAUGUGUGACACUCCUCUAAAAUAUUACCAAGUCAUCAUCCUUCUGAUUUUCUUUUCUGGCCUAAGGUCGUCUUCCGGUCUUCAGGCAACAGGUUAAUUGCAUAAAGAUGUGAUCAUUGUACUUCUUCCUUUGCUUCUGUACUUACUACCUCAUGUCUGGUACCAAUACAAUUAACUAAAACAUGGAAAUACCAGAUUUUAGGAUUUUUUUUUUUUCUGGGUGAGAUCAAGAUGUAUUUUUUAUACAGUUAAUGUCAUUAACACCAAGGAAAUGUUUUACACUGAUGGAUUUUAAUAAUAAUCAUAACCUUUUUCGGUGCUUAUUCUUUCGGGUCCUGUUCUAAGAGGUUUACAUGAAUGAACUCCUUUAAUCCUCUCAACAACCCUAAGAAACAAUUAUUAUCCAGAUUUUAUAGAUAAGGACACUGAGGUAGAGAAGUUAAGUAACUUGCCUGUUAAGGUCACACACCUGGUGAGCAGCAGAGCCAGAGGUAUGACCAGCCAUCUGAUGCCUUUGUUCCUAACCACUGAGCUGUAGUGCUUCUCACAAAUGACAUAUUUCAGGAUACUGUCUGCCUAGCCAUGCCAAAGAAUGGAAAUGGCAUUACUUAAAGGUUUUUCUCAAUUCAUAGGAGCUAUUGAAAAUUGAAGUGUUUUAACAACCUCAGCAUUUAAGUGUGAUUUGACUAGAAUGGAAGGUUGAACAUUUCACAGCAAGCUUUACUCGAAAGAUGGAGCAGGUACCUUUGUAACUCAAAAGCAGCAAGAUCAGGUCCUUCUCCAGGUAAUCAAUCUCACUUUCCCUUCACUUCUUCCAGAGGGCUAGAGACUGAAAUGAUCUAUCUUUUGCUACAAUACACUGAAUCUCCAAAGUAGGCAGCAGUUUGAAAUACCGUUUCUGUGAGGGUCAGAUAACCAAAUCACUUGCAUCUUUUGAGUACUUAACUAGUAGUAUGCACUGUGUUCUAAGUGAUUUACAUUUUUCAAAACAGGCCUGUGGGGAGGUUUGUGCUGCUGCUAGUGCCAUUUUACAGAAGAGGAAGCACAGGAAUUAGUAGCUUGCCUGUAGUCACACAACAGGGAUAUGGAAGAGCCAGGAUUUGAACCCAUGUCUGGCUUCAGAUCUCUAGCUCUAUCACUCCAUUAUACUGCUUCUCAGGAAAAAAAAAAAAAAAAAAGGAUAAUUUGAGGAAAAUCACUGAGCAGUUUUCUUGCUUGAUUUGAUUACUCUUGAGGCAGUGGUAUUUUAAAAAUGAUUUAAGAGAAUUAUUUCAGUUUUUUCGUUUCAUAAAUGCUUGAUAUAAUGCAAGGUUGUUGAGUUUGUCAUUUGUCUUAUAAAGUAGUAAUUCCUUUUUAUUGAAGUGGACUUUUAUACUUCAAAUUCUAGCAUUUUGAGAUUUGCUAAGUAAGUGCUUGGUCCAUUUCUAGUUUUCAAGACCAGACUGCUUUGGUAGUAAAAAUAUUAAAAUAGGGGCUUCUGGGUGGCUCAGUCAGUUAAGCAUCUGCUUUGGCUCAGGUCAUGAUCCCAGGGUCCAGGGAUGAAGCAGGCAGAGCAGGGAGCCUGCUUCUCACUCUCUACCACUUGUGUUCUCUUUCUCAAAUAAAUAUAUAUAUAUAUUUUUUAUGAUAGUCUCACACACACACACACACAGAGGCAGAGACACAGGGCAGAGGGAGAAGCAGGCUCCAUGCACCGGGAGCCCGAUGUGGGAUUCGAUCCGGGUCUCCAGGAUCGCGCCCUGGGCCAAAGGCAGGCGCUAAACCGCUGCGCCACCCAGGGAUCCCAUAAAUAAAUUCUUUAAAAAAGAAGUAGAGUGGGAGUAAUUCAGCAUUUCCAAAUAAAAUUAUUAGGUUUCAGAUUGCAGGGUUAAUCUAGCUCUGUUAGAAUGAGGGGAGAUUAAGCUGGUGGAGAGGAGACCCGUGUAUUAUGUCAGAUUAUUUAUUUCAAAUGCACAUCAUAGUACAAUAAGCAGUGAGUACAGGAUUAGAUAAAUGGCAAAUACAGGAAAUUCUUCAGGGAUUUCAGGGAAAGGACAAGCAUCCUAGUACCCAUACUAGUCAAUAAUAUCUGCUUCUAGAAAUGAGAAAAAUAAUCACGUACCCUAGUUGCUUAAUAAGUCACCUUACUUGCAACCACAUCUGAAAUAAAGCCUGUUGUGUUUUUCAUGGAAAAUGCCCAGGAUUGAGUCCUGCAUUAGGCUCCCUGUGGGGAGGCUGCCUCUCCCUCUGCCUAUGUCUCUGUCUCUCUGUGUCUCUCAUGAAUAAAUAAAUGAAAUCUUAAAAAAAAAAAUGCGAGGAUAGAGAAUAGGCAACUAAAUUGGAGAAACAUCUAAUUCAUGGAGUCACAAUGUAACUUCUAGUUUUAAAGAUGCCACCGUUUUUUUAAAAAUUUUUUUUGGGGAGUGGCACAGGAGAGGGAGAGACCUCAAGCUGAUGCCACAAUGAGCCCAACAUGGGGCCUGAUCUCAUGACCCUGAGAUCAUGACCUGAGCCAAAAUCAAGAGUUGGACAUUUAACCGACUGGUAGCAUCUAAGGGUGCCACCUUAAGGUGGCCUGGGUAGCACCCUUAGAUGCUACCAGAUUUAAAGUAAAAAAAUAAGAUUUCCUAAGUUUAGAAUUUUUGAUUCUAUUUCAAAGCUUUUAUAAUUAAUAAACUUUUCUUUGGGGAAUCAUCAGAUAAAGCACUCCUAUGAGAGUAAUUGCACACAUACAAUAAUCAAACUGGUAUGUCUGUUCACAAUGGGAAGUGUUAUAGUCUUUAUUAUCUAGUGUUGAUUUCCUUCUUGAUGGACUUAAUAAUCUCAAUCUCCAAAACACUGUUAGAAAGCUUACUACGAUACCGCAUGAUUCACUUUUGGAUCAAGCAUGUGCCAUCACUUUAUAAAUUCUCCAACAUAUUUGUAAAGUUCCAUCAAGUUCUGGACCAUGAUUGGGAAUCCUGCAUUAGUAUUUUUAUUUUGGUCUAAGACAGUGCAUAGGUCUUGAACUAGAGCUGUAUCAUAGAAUCAUCCAAAUGAAAAACAAAGCAAAACUCCUCACAUAAUGCCAAGGUCCCUUCCCAAUUUUAUCAAUCUCUGGGAGGGGAGAAGAGGCCAAUUGUGUUUUUAGAGCUCUUCACAUGAUUGCUUUGGAAUCAUUGGUUGAGAAUCACUGGGCCAUGGAUUUUUAUGUACCAUAAAGAUUGAACUGUU